AUGACCAACACGAUGACCACGGCUACCAGUGGAGGUCCCAUACCGGUGCCGGGCGUUGGACAGCCGUUGGGCGUCGGUAUCAAAGGAAACACAACUUCUUCCAGAUAUUCGGACGACGAGCUGAAGGGCGGCGGAGUUGGAGUGAAAGGCCCGCCCGGAGCGCCGGUAGAUAUGGUGGACACUGAUAUGGGCGACGCGGACAGUAAGACCGGGUACGGGUCGGGCGGGGAUCCCGAGGACAACGAUAUCGCACGUAAGGCGAAGUCCAUGUCGGCGAUGGCGGUGUCGAUGUUUCAGUUUACAAGAGGGGAGGGGGAGCUCAAGACCACCCAGGACCUGUUUACUCAAGCAGAGUUUUUUGCUGAUGAGGCCAAUAAGCUGUACAAAAUUGUCCGCCAUUUUACUUAUCAGAUACCGUCGGGUCCGCCCAAAAAGGAGUUGCUGGACAAUUUGGAUAAAGUGCCCACAUUUAUACAACAGCUCCAGUUUGCCCACAAGAAUGUGACGGUUGGAAAAGCGGCCACUUUUACGAAAGUCGAUAACGUUAUCACAGAGACCAAGAACCUGAUGACCGUUAUCGGUCUCGUUGCCACGAACUGUGCCAACUGUGCCAAUAAGCUAUGA
Messenger RNA from Oppiella nova, 624 nucleotides. The record is from the annotation of a GenBank genome assembly. Lineage: Eukaryota; Metazoa; Arthropoda; Arachnida; Sarcoptiformes; Oppiidae.